CCGAUCGGAUGAACCGCCACCGCCUCCUCCCCGUCGCUGCGGCAGUUAGACUAUAGUAUAUAAAUAGAUAGAUUUCGCCGGCGGCGUCUUUGAGCUCUGACCGCGGGGGGGUUCUUUCUUAUCUGCUUCUUUCCUGGCGGCGGCGCCGGCGGUGAGGUUCAGUGCAGCGGCUGUCCCCGGUUGGCGGUUUCUUGGUCUGAAUCGCGAUUUCUGUUUCGACACAAGAAAAGGAAUUUUUGGUUGCUGCCUUGCUGGUUCUUGAUUUGAUUUGUUUGUCCGGCUAUCCGCUUUGAUUUACUGUCAAGUUUCGCGUCGGUGGAAUCAUCCAAGCUGCUCCAAUUUGGUCAAAUUUUGGAUUUGGAUUCCAAGAAUUCCUCUUUUUUUCCCCAUUUUUGUCUGGUUACCCGGUGUUCUUAAAAGAUUGGACUAUGGGGGAUGUGUCGUUGAACGCGCCGAUCCCGAUCAACGCCGAGGCGCUUCCCGGCAGUAUCUCCAAGGGAGAUCAAUCUCUGGACUUGAUGUCAGAUGGAUGGACAAAUGAGAGGCACAGCUUGUACAUAAGCUCCAUGGAGGCAUCCUUCAUGAAACAGCUCUACGGAAAUGAGCACCAUGGGCAUGACAUGAAUAGGAGUCAUGCCGGCGACACAAAUGGGCUCAGGGUGCACCGGGAGGGUGUGUGCGACAACCUAAGGUCUGGGAGGGAUGAUGCUCACGCUCAUGAUAGAGGCAUGAGCUUCUUCCCUGAGAAUCCAUGGAUAAGACGCUUCAGACCGCGCAAUUCCGGUGUGAAUUUCAAGAAUGAUGUGGUGGGGUUUUCUGUGGAUGACGAUGAAUCGGGUACUGACAUGGUCCGACAGAGUGUUCGGGUGCAUGGAAGAGAAGGAAAGAGUUGUGUUGGAGAAAUUCUUGCUGAUAAAAGCACAGAAGUCUCUGAUCAGAAUUUUCCUGAUGAAGAUGUUGAAGUCGAUGCAGAACCAUGCAAGAGGAGGAGGCCUACCCAUUACACUACCACACCCAACGAGCAGACAACAUAGCAGUAUCAAUCGCACUCAUUUGCUGUUUAAUGCAUCUCUAGGUUGUUCCAUUAGGAAGAUCACAUGCAGCGACAAAACCCAGUGACACCAAGCGGAGGUACAGUCAAGUCUGAAGAAAACAUGGCUACUUGUUUUGGAAUAUUGCUGAUUUGUGGUGUACACUUGUGCUGCUGCUAGUCUUGUGACUUGACUAAUUGAAAUGUAUCGAUUGUUCUUGUGGUGUGAGAGGGCUGCAUUUGUUUCCUAGUUCGUAUUUAAUCAAUUAUCUGUAGAGCAUCAGGUUCAAAAAGUUUGUAAAUACAAAUUCUACAAUUGAAUUGUGAUGCCCCCUGUUGUAUUUCAGUGGCUUCUGUCUGCAAGUGAAUGCAGCAGUCAUGCUUGUCAUUGCACAAAAGAACUACACUUUCAAAAAAAAAAA
Messenger RNA from Oryza brachyantha (malo sina), 1452 nucleotides. Its product is annotated as cold-regulated protein 27-like. Lineage: Eukaryota; Viridiplantae; Streptophyta; Magnoliopsida; Poales; Poaceae. Gene Ontology annotation, biological process: regulation of circadian rhythm; response to cold. The record is from RefSeq and is a predicted model, not a curated record. Bases 429 to 1034 code for a protein of 201 amino acids. The transcript has 4 exons.